This is a messenger RNA of Trichoplusia ni (cabbage looper), 4130 nucleotides long. RefSeq lists its product as uncharacterized. The coding region runs from base 427 to 3819 and encodes 1130 amino acids. Lineage: Eukaryota; Metazoa; Arthropoda; Insecta; Lepidoptera; Noctuidae. The record is from RefSeq and is a predicted model, not a curated record. The transcript has 15 exons.
GAGGACCUGAGUGAUUCGUGUAGUAAUGACGAAUACAUUGGGCGCCCUAAUACAAAGAAAUAAAAAGCGGAGUAGCGUGCUGUCGCGCGCCGCCUCGCCAAUGAUAGGGGUCGCGUGACCCGCACCGCAUCACUUCAAAGCAUUUUAAAAACGCAAGGGAGACCACAUAGAUCCCAUAAGCUCAUAUAUCAUAUUCACAUGAGAUUUGGAUGUUUAGAUACAGUACCUACAUAAUAUUUAACAUUAUUUUACUAAUGUCAAACACUUGCUACUAGCAAGGUAAAGAAGAAAUGAGGGACCGUACCGCUUUCUUUGAUUCCUUACCCUGUAUUUGGUUUUAUGUUUUUAUGUCACUCCUUCCACAUUUGAAAUAACGAAUUACUCUGAAAAAUCUAGAGGGCUAUGACAAUUUGCAAAUAGGCAAACAUGUUUCUGUGCUGGAAAUUGUUGUUGGUGUUAAUAUUAUGCGUAAAACAAGAGGUGGACUUAGCUAUAGCUCUCCGAAGGUUUGUCUAUCAGAAAGACAUCUCUGAAUACUGCCGGCGCCGCGUCAUGCCAUCCGUGUUCCUCGGGCGACAAGUGAUUGCUGCUUACUCACAAAUACUGCACUUCUCGCGAUUAGAACUUCCCUAUAGUUGUUUUGUGAGCUUAAGAACCGAAUCAGGUAGCAACAUAAUAUUGGUGAUCCAACUGAUGUCGGACAAGAGUUUAAUAGAAUCUUGUCGCGAAAGUAAGAAUCAACUGUUAGUGUAUGAGAUAGGGGAAACAUUUGGCGGCUACUGGGGGGCGUUACCGAACAAUAUGAUGAAGGUAGAGGAUACCACGGAACCGAGCAUAUACACGUUGAAGACUACUCAAUCUACGACCACAGCUACCACUGAGGAAAGUACUACCGAGAAGACUACAAGGACGACCACACCAUCGAAGUCAGACAAUAAGCCGACGGCUGACAUGGCUGACUACAUACGGGUUGAAGUGCCCAUAGUGAACGUGUCGGCAGUGCUGGUGCCCGGACAGUUGUCUGGUCAGACCAUCUUCGAUUCUGAAGAUAGGUUUGACUCGAUGCUUGAUGUCACUGGACCUGGGAUAAGUUAUGAAACAAAAGUCCUGCCGCUGGUGCAAUUUUCUGUAGAGAAGGAGGUGACUGUCGAGCGGUCUGGAGCAGAAAUAGAGGAAGACGAGGAAGAGCCGGACGCGCCAAGCCAGAGCCCUCGCUUCGAAAUCGACCUCAACUCUGAUAUGUUCACACCAGACUCCAGAUUGCUUUUUCCUCCAUUGGGCUCUAGCAAUAGAGAAACUAAAUACAAUUUUAAUGUGAACCGACGGUUAAAUUUCAAGAAGCAAAAACAACUGCUCGCUGAAAAAGAAGCAAAUUUUAAUAAACAGUUGUCCUAUUACAUUCACCCUUCGCCGCAUUCUGUUAAGCCGGCGAACAUACUGACGAGACAUUAUAACUUCAUGGAUCCUCCCGCAAACAAGGAUAAUGAGCCACCUUCAAACUCCUGGGAGGCCAUCGAUGACAUUUUAAAAAACCUUAGUAAAACUGGAGACGACUCUAAAUAUGGAGACAGAAACCUGGUGGAGCUCUUACAAGGACUCUCGAAACUAGGAAAGAAUGAAAGUGUUCACUUAGUACCCAACAGUGUAGCGAGCAAACAUUCAACGAGCGCACCUCGAACAACUACGAAGAAGUAUAAAACUGACUCCAUUACCUGGAGACAGCCACCUGCUAGUUACAGGACAAAUUACUUUGAAGAAGUGGAUGACACUCUAAAAGUCCAAGGUUUGCUUCAAGGCGACGUCAACAAUACUUGGAAGUCGGGGAACAAUGAGUCACUUGGUAAUGAUGACGGCAAGAGCGGACCCUUACUGCCGCUCGCUUUAGACGUCGAUAGUGUUAUAUUAAAUGCAACAAUUCAUAGACUACCAAUGUUGAACAAUCGCGAAGAACCCCUCAAUAUAGUAAACGAGACGACUAUGCCACCCCUCGAAGUCAGUGGUACAACUGUCACUCCUGAAAUCAUGAGACCUUUAACUCUAGUCGAUCACGAAUCCUUCGAGAACAUGGUGCAUGCAGCAUCUCUGAUGGCAGUCGCCUUAAAUCAGACAGUGUCGACCCCCAGCGAAAAUACUACGGAACAAGGAAUAAACGUGUCCAAGACUAAAACCAUGAGACGGAAGCGUCGUAAGAAGCGUUACAUCCACGUGAUCCCGAUAGAGCACGCCAAGCCACACCACCUACCAGUGAAGAUCGAAGUCCCAGCAUCCACGGAGCACGCAGAUAAGAUCGCCGACGCUCAGGAGUUCCAGCGGCUCAUAGAAAUGCAAGAUGAUGAGGUCCAUGAUCGCGUGGCGCUGCGAUACCUGCGACAGUACGUGGGUCCCGCGCUCUUCAACAUCUGCGACUUCGACGAAGCUGCGGCGCGCCACGUCUACCUGUUCAACUCAUCCAGGCUCGUGCUGGCUAUUACUAACUUUACUUUGGAGCGCAUGACCGUGGUUAUGACUCCAGCUCGCACGCUGCUGACGAGCGACGCGCGUUGCACGUCGGCGCACCUCGAGUGUCAGGUGUCGGGCGCGCGCGUCUGCAUCGAUUCGCUCAGCGCCUGCGACGGAGUACCCAACUGCGGGUCCUACGACAUCUACGACGAAGAUCGUUUGACUUGCGGUGGGUCGGCAGGUCUCCAGCAUAACGUGUGUCUGGCCGCCAUCACCUUCCUGGCUGUGCUACUCACUAUACUGUACACUGUACAUUACUGGCUCAAGCGAUGCGUCCCCAAAGUAUCCGAUGCCUUCUUCAUAUACACUGACGCUGCCGAGAAUGUCUUGUACUUGGAUUCUAUUAUGCGGUCUCCUUACGAUACCAGUGACGGAAAGGAGUUUUAUCGUGACCCUACACUUCAAGCUUACAUGGAGUGUACAGAUAUACACUUGAAGAAGAAGGCCUUCAUGCAAAGAUUUCUAGCGUUCUUUUCAUGUAAAAGAAAGAAGAAAAAGCAGCUGGUUGAAGUUGUUGAAAAAGAUUAUGUUGACGUCCAUCCAGAUGUAGGAAGGUUGUUUUCAUUUAGUGAAGUUGAACUAGACAAGAUUGGUCCAAGAGUGUUAUCAGCUGACGUUGCUGUGCAAACCGGAUCAAGUCUAGAAAUGCCAUUUUAUGAAGGUGCACGAACAGACAUAAGUGCGAUUCCCACUCAUUCUUCAGACAUACUCACUAAUUUUGAAGGAAUAAUACCAGCAAGUAGAAAGUUAUCUUUAGACUUAGAUAUCUUAUCUAAUCAACCUUCUGAUGAACUCAGCAUACUAAAGUUUUUUAGAAGAGCCAGGUCCGUUUCUAUGCAAAUGUCAUCGAUUGAAGUCAUAAGAACCCCGCCGUAUAAAAUCGACGUACCCGCUAAGCGUAAUUUACCCCAUACAGAUGAGAAAGAAAUCCAAGUUCUUUUAUAUGAUGAACAAGAUCACCUCGAUGCACAAACAUCUACAGUUGCAUCAGCAAGUCAAGCAGGACCGGUCGAGACUAAACCAAGUCACGUGCGAAAAAAGUUAAGGUUUGAUGAAAAGAAGAAUGUCCAAAGUCCGAGUAUAGAUUACGAUUCUCCUGAAGAAGAGAGUGUCGCGACUUCUGACCGUCCUCGACGCAGUACCGGUUAUACGUCGACCAAAAAUGUUCGCAUAGAGGAUAUGGAACCUGAGAGUGUAUCCGAUAUUGAAGAACCUACCACUAGUACGAACAGGGAGUUCAAGUCAUAUUUUUGGAGCAGUGGAAAGAGCAAGCCGAAGAAACCACCAGCCAAGAAGAAGGCGCAACUUUCAUUGCGUUAAGAAGGUUUAUAAAGUCGUUAUUUAUUUAAGUCCAUUUAUGUUACUUUUGCUGUUAGAAAUAGUUUUAUUAUCCAAUUUAAUUUUAGUAAGUAAAUAUGUUUGCAUAUUUAGUAUAUGCGUAAUAACAAAAAACCUAAGUUGUUACUGGUUUUGUUGAUGCACCUAUCUUUGAAGUUUGUUAUUAAUUAAUUUAAUUAUCUCUCUGGUACCCGUUAAAUUGUCUAUUUGUUGAUUCUGACUUUAAGCCGUUGUGGCUUACCGAAUUUUAUCAAUAUUGGUCCAGCUCUUCAUAAUGAAAAUUUUACAAAUAU